AUGAUGGCUACGAACCCAGAGUGUGCCAAUUUAGUGACUUUCCUGCAAUUUCUUUGCAUUACAGCACAAGGAAUACUUACCCUUAAACAUAAUGUGUUUGCUCCUAAAAUCCCGCUUCGGCAGUAUUUUUUCCUUAUUAGUUUGUUUUUUGUAACAAGUGUGGCCAAUAAUUAUGUGUAUGCUUUGCAUGUCCCAUCGACUCUUCACAUGAUUAUCAGAUCUGCAGCAUCCCCAACAAGCAUGUUUGUAUGUUGGUUUGUAAAAAACAGAGUUCCAAAAGUCAAUUCAAUUCUAGGCUCAAUCAUAAUAUCUUGUGGUGUUGCUAUAGCCAUGUAUGGUGGUGCAAAAGUAGUUGAAGAGGAAAUUAAAUUCCUUCAUUGGUGUGCUGGCGUAUUAAUAUUACUAGCCACAUUGAUCACUGGUGCAUUUACUGGUCUGCAGCAGGAGAGGUUAUAUUCUGAAUAUGGAAAGUGUCCUGAAGAGAUGCUGUUCUACACACACGCAAUACCACUGCCAAUGUUUUCAGUUGUCCUACCACAAAUGCUAACAAUUGCUGGCAGCCUGUCAACAAGCAUCUGGUCAAUUCUAAUUCUCAAUAUCUUUGCCCAGUUCUACUGUGCCCAUUCCGUCCAUGUUUUGGGUACUAAAGAAACAUCUGUCACUGUAACUUUUAUUUUGACAGUAAGGAAAUUUCUCUCAUUGCUAAUCUCAUCUAUAGUCUUUAAGAAUAGCUUGACAAUGUAUCAUGUGAUAGGGACAGUAUUAGUUGUUGUUGGAACUUACCUUUAUUUUGAUUUCUUUUCAAAGAAACUGCAGCAACCAAUUACUUAUAAAAAUAAGUAG
Messenger RNA from Leptosia nina, 843 nucleotides. The record is from the annotation of a GenBank genome assembly. NCBI's taxonomy places the organism in Eukaryota, Metazoa, Arthropoda, Insecta, Lepidoptera, Pieridae.